Messenger RNA from Scheffersomyces coipomensis, 2203 nucleotides. RefSeq lists its product as uncharacterized. The record is from RefSeq and is a predicted model, not a curated record. The transcript is spliced from 2 exons. Lineage: Eukaryota; Fungi; Ascomycota; Pichiomycetes; Serinales; Debaryomycetaceae. Bases 171 to 1940 code for a protein of 589 amino acids. Gene Ontology annotation, molecular function: phosphatidylinositol-3,5-bisphosphate binding; protein binding; phosphatidylinositol-3-phosphate binding. Gene Ontology annotation, biological process: autophagy of mitochondrion; protein localization to phagophore assembly site; nucleophagy. Gene Ontology annotation, cellular component: phagophore assembly site membrane; extrinsic component of membrane; fungal-type vacuole membrane.
AGUACUGGUUGUAGACUUCCUAAUUAGGCAAUGUUUAGCAGAAUAAAAGCGCGUUUACACAGACCUAAAAAAAAGUGACUACAUCAUAAAAAAGAAGAGAGGUGUAAUUAACAGAAUUAGGCAACCAAAUUGAUUAUCAUUAAACUCAGUCAAACAUCAGUUACGACGAUAUGGUGCUUAUUAACGACUUAUCAUUCAAUCAGGAUUACUCAUGUAUAUCGUUAUCGACUUCAGAGUAUCAUAAGAUAUUUAAUUGUGAACCGUUUGGAGAGUUUUACGCUUCUAAUCAAGGAGGGAUAAAGCGAUCGAUAUCGAAUUCAAUUGAAGAAGAAACCAAUAUCAAUAAUGGGAUACGACUGAGAGCUGGUAGUUUAGCUGGAUUGAGUAUCGAUGGAAAUGGUGAUGGCGAUGAAGUAGGGUAUCCUACUGCAUAUUUGAAGAUGUUGUUCUCUACAUCAUUAACUAUUAUCAUUCCAGAUUCAAACAAUAAGUUAGGGAAACGAGUUUUAAAAAUAUACAAUUUAAAGCAGAAUUUAAAGAUUUGUGAAUUAAAUUUUAGUUCUAAUAUCAUUAAUAUCAAAUUAAAUCGAAAGAGAUUACUUGUAUUUUUGGAAAUUGGUCAAAUUUACAUUUAUGAUUUAAGUUGUGUUAGAUUAAUAAAGAUUCUUGAUAUUAAUUCAUAUUUCAAUGAUACUACCAAUACCACUUCGGAGCUAAUCGGUGAUUUAUGUUCAAGUAAUGAUGAAAGGUCUUAUCUUGUAUUACCAAUCUCAGCCAUAAAUGAUCAAACCGAUUUAUUUAAUGCUGAACCAUUAGCUUCAAAUGGUGGUGGAAAUGGGAAUUCUCCAUCUAGAAGUAAUUCAACUCCUUCAACUCCAUUAUUAAAACCAAGUGAUUCGACCAUUAUCAAUAAUAAUUUGGAUUCAUUGAUUGUGUAUACUUCUAAAGAUCAUCAUCUUGCCAAAAAAUCAAAUAUAACUCUUGAUGAUUUAAAGAAAGAUAGUCAAGGUUGGAUUAUAGUUUAUGAUACCAUAGCUUUAAAGCCCAAAUUAAUCUUUAAAGCUCAUAAUUCAGCCAUUGGGAAGAUAUCAAUCUCUAAUGAUAAGAUUGCAAGUGCAUCUAUUAAGGGAACUAUUAUUAGAGUAUUUACAAUUCAAGAAGAUAGUAAUAAUGAAACAUUAAGAAUUUCUCAAGUUUUAAGUUUAAGAAGAGGUCAUAAUCUUGCUAAGAUUAAUGCUUUAAGUUUUAAUUCUGAUAAUAGGAUAUUAGGAUGUGGAUCUGAAAGUAAUACGAUUCAUUUUUUUAAAUUGGAUGAUUCAGAUGAAUCUCAUAAUGAUGAAGGAGAUAGUGAUAAUGAAGGUGGUGGAGCAGGUGAUGAUGGUGGUGAAUCAAGUAGUAGAUCAUCGGAAGAUUUGAAUGAGAAUUUAGCUAAUUUAUUAUUAUCCAAACCAACACAAGCGACACCUCAAGCUUCCAAUAAAGAUAAUGAAAGUAAUGGUAAAUCAAGUUCAUAUUUUAGUUUUGCUACGUUAAAGCAAACUAAAAAGUUAAUUAAUAAUCAAUAUACUAAAUCAAUUAUUAAGAAAUUACCCUAUAAGGAUUAUUUUGAUAAUUUAAUUUGGGAACCACCAAGAAGAUCAUUUGCUUAUAUUAAAUUACCAGAGUAUACUCCACCUCAUUAUCUGCAUCAUCAAGAUUUAGAAGAUCUGUUUCAACUGCAAUCACAUCGUCAUGAUACAAAUAAUAGAGUUGAGAUUGGGUUUAAUAAUCUGUUGAUAUUAUUAGCCAGUUAUCAAACGGGUAUAUUCUAUCAAUAUCAAUUACCAAAUUAUCGUAAACAUCAUCAUCACCAUCAUCAUCUGAAUGGUAGCAAAGGUGAAGAACACGAAGAAGAAAAGAGAGAAGAGUGUUAUUUAAUUAAUCAAUAUAAUAUGAUUUAGGGAAAGUAAGGGAAGGAAGUUCUGGGAAUACAGAGCACAUAUAUAGGUUUUAGGUUUUUAUAUAUAUAUAAUUAUAUAAUUUUAUAGGUUUUAAUUUGAUAUUUUCAGUUCUACGUUUAUUUUUACCCCAGUUUUCCGUUGUGAGAUCGAAUCUCCGAAACUUGAAUUCAUCGUAACUUGACCAAAACAUGAUCAAAUUGGUUCAAAAUAGUCUUGAAUGAUUCAAUUAUAUCAGUAAUACCCAUAUAAAACAUAAUAUUUAA